AUGUCCCUUCCACACGAUAUUCGCUUCUAUUCACCCUAUGCAAAGAGGUGCGUGUAUGCGGCGUCACGGAAACGGCGCCGCCAACAAAGACAAGCAGUCUGCCACCUCCCUUCGCCACCUGCUUUCACCUCCGCCGCCCCUCCGCUUCCGCCCCCUACUACCAUCCGUCACACCCGCUCAGCCAGCCGUCCGCUGCUCUCUCUGGUGACUACUUCUAUCGAUCCACGCGACUCGCCCCCGUACGCCCCCGCACCAUCUCACCGCACACCCAUCUCUGCACGCGCCCCACCCCCAGCCUCUCCGCACCCUCGCAUGGACCUACGACCACACCAUUCCUGCGACGCCGGCACCCGCGCGCACUCCGCCGCACCCCUCAUCCGCGCCCCGCUCCCCGACAACGCUCCCCCAGGCACCGUCCCGGCGCGGCCCCCCGCAGACCCCACGUCGGCUACGCCCCUGCUCGCAGACCUCCUCGCCGCCCCGACCUAUCCCCCACUCUGA
Messenger RNA from Penaeus vannamei (Pacific white shrimp), 501 nucleotides. The record is from RefSeq and is a predicted model, not a curated record. NCBI's taxonomy places the organism in Eukaryota, Metazoa, Arthropoda, Malacostraca, Decapoda, Penaeidae.